Glossina fuscipes is the source of this 2343-nucleotide messenger RNA. RefSeq lists its product as uncharacterized. Bases 197 to 2080 code for a protein of 627 amino acids. The transcript is spliced from 2 exons. NCBI's taxonomy places the organism in Eukaryota, Metazoa, Arthropoda, Insecta, Diptera, Glossinidae. The record is from RefSeq and is a predicted model, not a curated record.
AAAAAAUAAAAGCUAAGAAAAAAAAAAAGAGAAUCAAAAUAAAAAUAAAGUCACAUAGCGAUAAAUAAAUUUAUAAUCAGCAUAUCGUUUAAUUCAUAUCGGAAAAGUAAACGGAAUUCCCUCAUCCAUUUAUAUUCAUGUUUAUGUGUCCACCUAUUCGCCUAUUCGCGCGUUCGAUUAUUAUUAUAAAUAUUCAAUGAAUUUCAAUCCGGCCAUUUUACGCAGUAAUCUGAUGCAUGCAAAAAUCAUGGAAUGGACCAACGAUGAUGCUCUCGAAUUAAUCGAACAGUAUCGCUCGCAUACAGAACUGUGGAAUCGUGCUGAUCCCAAGUACAAAGAUAAAUUGUGUCGCUUUCGCGCAUGGUCGGAAAUAGCUGAACGUUUCGGCUGCAGCAAGGCUGAGGUCGAACGCAAAAUGAACGUACUGUUGACACAGUAUCGUCGGGAAAAACAUAAAAUGUUAGUCAAAUUAUAUCAGGGCAUACAACCGAAUCCCUCUAAAUGGUAUGCUUUUAAAAGAUUCGAUUUUAUGGAAGCCGGCGGUGGCAGUUCGGUAGGCUCAAUAAGUGGUUCAAACAAUGCACAUGGCGUAAGUGUUGGAAGCAGUAGUAGUAGUAGCGGUGGCAUUGCAAUAAUAAAUAAUUGUGGUAGCAGUAACAGCAAUUGUGGCAGCACACCGCACAAUAGCAGCAUCACAACGAAUGGUCACCACAAUGCGGCAGCAGUUGCCGCUGCUGCUGCCUUGAAUGGCUUGGCUGCCGCUAGCUACGAAUCACCGAGUGCUGCUGCAGCGUCAACAGUGCCAACAACAUCGCACCAUCGCCGCAUGAAAAGCAAAGAGAUGAAAUAUUUUGGCGCGAUGGGUCUUAAUCUGCCCAUGCUUCUUGCCAAUUCGCAGCCUUUAGAUACAUGGAAUCCUGUUGGUCAAUUUUCGCCUCCGCCUAUUAGUGAACGCAAUCAAUUGCGUGUACCGUUGCCUAUGCCAUUUUCUGCGUCUCAAAGUGAUUUGAAUACGAGCGGCACAGGUGGGUCACGUAGUCUCUUCGGUGGCAGUAGUAACAGUGAUUUUUCGGAAAGCCCUCAAAAACCAAUGGACACAACGGAUAUGGAGAAUGAUGAUAAUAAACCCGAACAAUUAGAUACCAAAUGUGAACGUACAACACCUAUACCGUCCAAUAUUCAGGAUCCCACCGCCAGUGCAGCUAUUACGGACAGCCGGAUAAGUAUAGCAGCCAAUGGCAGUAAUGUCGAGGCCGCCAACGGUAAUUGUGUGGGUGGAGACGGUAGCGGAAGACUUAGUAGUAGAAGUGGUGUCCCGGGCACAGAAGCCAGUUCUAGUCCUAUACCAAAUACAAACACUCACGAAGCCCAUAAACAAAGACAUUUAAUAGCGGGCACUGCCAUAGCUAGCGGGUCACGUGAUCCACAUGAUGAGCUUGAUAUUAAACAAGAACUAUUAGUAGAUUAUUUUCAUGCACCACAUCCGCCAGCACCGCCCGAUUCACAUCGUUCCUACUCGUCAGCAGAUGACAAUCGCCAUUGCAACGAAGCCACCGAUGAAUUUGCUCAAGAUUUACGCAUAAGUGCGGCAGCAGCUGCAGCGGCCAAAGGUAUCGAUUUUAGUCGGUUUGUACUGCCACCUGGCAUGAGACGCUCCACCGAAUCUAUAGAUGAAAAAUUUUCCCCUCUCAAUAUGCGCAAACUGAACACAGUUAGUACGGCAUCCAGUGCUGGUCAUAUGCUCAUGAAUUCCCUGCUCACUAACGACAGCAUGUCCGAGGAUAAUACAACGUCGCUUAGUGGGCGUCGCAAAUCCGGCAGCCUGGGUAAUGGAGCCGUUGGCUUAGGCAGUGCCUCGCAGGAAGCUAGUUCUUCAGCUGCGGCAGCUGCAGCGGCGGCCGCAUUUUAUGCCGAAAGUCUGAACAAAGAUGACUGCGACUUUGUCGGCUCUAAUGUUAGUGUGAAACUGCGUUCUAUGGAUCGGACGCAACGCAUUAUAGCGGAGAAAUUAAUUAGUGAGGUGCUAUUCUACGGCCAGUUCAAUGAACUGGAACGCAGUGCUCGCAUACAACCAAAGUGACAGUUAAUUGCACGCAUGUUACGUAAAGGAUUUUGAAAAUAUAUGAAUAAUCAAAUCAUAAAAUCUUUGGGAAAUUGGAAAGAUUUUUUAGAGAAGACAAAACCUAUAAUUACAUGAUCUAAAAAUGUAUUUAGAAUUUUCCUUUUUUUUUUUUUUUUAAGAUUUAAGUUUUUUUCUUGAGUCUUAUUCUAAACAAAGAUUGUUAAAGAACACUGUGUUGCACGUAUUAAAUGACAAUUGAAGUACCGCAUAUGCUUAAAAAA